UAAGGAUCUGAAUAUCUUCCACCACUAACUGAAUCCAUUUUUCUUGUUGCAAGAAUUAAUGUUUUUAGUAGACCUGCAGUAUCUUUUCAGGUCAGUGCUAUAUCUCUGACAUUACCUGAGGCCAAAAAAUGCAAAUCCAAAAAAUCUUUCAUUUAAAAUGACUCAAAAGGCCAAAAGGACAAUUUUGUUCAUGUGCAAGUCCACAAAGUAAAGAUUCAUGUUUGCUGGCUGCAUAUUACAUACUCACAACCGUCCAUGUGCAGAUCAUAUGACAAGAUGUAUUCUAUUGAUAUUGUAUGGUGACAGCCACUUGAGUGAGAGUAUUUAGAGUAAUUGGAUAAUGACACAUUCUUUGUUGUGGUUCUGAAAUGAAAGAAUAACUCUGAGGUUAAAGUGGUGACUUUUGAGGCUGUUUGCAUCCUCAUUCAGUAAACAGCGUAGAAAUUGUCACUGUCAUGCAGAACUGCUCUGAAAAAAGAGGCUAUGACUGUUAAUGGAUUUAAACAACCUCAAACACCUUAAAGCUAAAAGUGAGUAUACUCACUUAUUGUUUUAUUUUAGAUACAUUCUGUUGGAGUACAGAGCCUAAAUAAGACAAAAUGUUUCACUGUCCAAAUGCACUUUAAGUAAAACUAGGGAUUUUGAAAAACACUCCAAAAACUAGUUCAAAGGUAACCCACAUCUGAGAAGAAUCAUACAGUUUUACACAAAGUCAAAACUGCAUUUCUCUUGAUAAGUUUGGGAAUAAAAGCUUUUCUAUUAACAGUGACUUUAUGUAAUUUCAUGCCUCCUCUGACACAACUUCCUCUCAAUUCCUCUCACACAUUUGACACACAUCUUGAUUUGGUCCAUUAAGGCUCAGUUGUACUGAAUAUACUGCAGUGUUUUGAUAGAGACAACAAAUGAAUUGUCUAUGUUGCCCCAUACAGCCUUAUGUAUGUACAGCUUGUAUGAUUAAAGUAUCAUACAGCAGCCUACAGGGCUGCAUUCAUUAUUAUAAUUCCAUGUACUUUGUAUAAUGUUGUUGUCUCAGCUGCAGCUGCUUACAUUUGGUAGCAUGACGCCAAGUGGUCCUCACCUUCCUUUUAAAUAGUCAUGUUUGCUUGCAGUGUGCUGCAUUUUUACAACAGAGGGCAGCAAAGGUCUGUCACUGGGAAGCUCUUUUAGGGGUCUUGAAUGAAACUUAAUGUACACAGAAAAAGUAACAAACCACUAAAAGUAACUUUAAAUAUCAUAUAGGAUGAAUAUAAUAUCAUUUUCCUCUUUAGUCUUUAAAAUUUUAAUUCUUAAAGAUCAACUUGACCAUAAAUAAAAUGUUCUCAUCAGAUUUGGUACAAGAAGCAAUUUUGUAUACACAUGUACAAAUUCAUCUUCAAAUUGAAAGUCCUCAUUUAAUAUUCUGUUGACUUUUGUCAGCACGUGCACAAAUCUAAAAAUGCAUAUAUGAAGCUCGUGGCUCUCCCCUUUGCCUGUCAGCUGACAUGGAUAUUUUCAGUGUCUAUUUUCAUAAGUGUUUUUGGUCUCAACCUCACUUUAAACCUUUGAGAAGAAGAGUACAAAACCUCCUGAUCACAUUAUUUCGGAACAGUAAACUACUUAUGGAUAAUAUACAGUACAGUACUGUACAGUUGAGGAAAUACAGGGGUCAUAUUUUUUAUUUUUCACCAGAAAAAUACUUAUAUAGCUGAAAAUUGUUGAAUUCAGUUGCAGACAAAGUUUUGUGGACCAUGAACGUAAAGUCGUACGUAAAUCAAUAUUCUUUAAAAAAACAAACAAACAAACAAAAACUACUGUUCACAUAUAGAGUUGAUGUAAAUUUGUAUUUAGGUGGAAUUCCUUUGGGAACUUUUAAGACUUUGAGUGAGCAUAUAGUAUUUUUAUUUAACUUGAUGUCAGAUGUUUAGAAUUAUCUUUGCUACAUUUGGCUUUGCAAUGUUUAUUCUUAGGUAUAAAGAAACAUUUCAAAAGAGCAAAGGAUGUCUUGAUAUUAAUAACUCAAACAUUUGCUAUUAGAGAGAUAUUGCUAUUUUUGUUUUGUUUGGUAAGUGCAACAAAUAUGCAACAAGCACUUAGACACUGACGCAUAGCCACUGCGCCAAAAAAGGACAGUUCCAUCUGCUGCACACAAAGAAAAGUGUCAACUGCGCACAUCUGGACUAAUGUCAGGAUUAAUGUAAUCUAAUUCUGACCAAAGGAAUUUCAUCUGUAGCAAAAUAUUUUGUGUGGAUUUGCACAUUCACUGGACUACCUGACACAUCUGGAACGAAUCAGUCCGGAUGUUACCAGCGGGCAUUAAUUAGUGAUUGGGCUGGUCCCCCUAUAAAAAGGAGACGCACCCUCUGCUCUGCUCUGUCUCCAUACCAGCCAAGAUGAGCUACGGAUCUGAAGUCUUUUCCGCCUCCUCCUACCGAAGGAUUUUCGGGGAAAGUCCCCGUUAUGCAUCCUCUCCAUCGCGGAUCAACGUGUCUUCGCGGGGAGGUUAUCGGUCCGCCUCUCUAUCCCGAAGCAACAUUUCAUCCCUGGGUUCGUACAGCAGAAAGUCCGGGCGCUCCUUCUCGCCUAUGCCGCUGGAGACCUUCGACCUGACACAGAGCAACGUCGUCAACAAUGAGUUCAAAAUUAUUCGCACCAAUGAAAAGGAACAAAUGCAAGGUCUUAACGACCGUUUUGCAAUGUUCAUCGAGAAGGUGCGCAACUUGGAGCAGCAUAACAAAGUGCUGGAGACGGAGUUGGUCGCUCUGCGCCAGAAGCAGGCCGAGCCGUCCCGCUUGGCUGAGCUUUACCAACAAGAGAUCCGCGAACUGCGCUCCCAGCUCGAUGAACUCAACGGGGAAAAGUCCCAGUUGAUGAUCGAGAGGGAUAAUGUUGAAGACGACCUCCAGAAACUCAGAGGAAAAUACGAAGAGGAGUUCCGUGCCAGGGAGGAGGCGGAGGCCAGCCUCAAGGCUUUUAAGAAAGAUGUGGACGACGCCACCAUGGUGCGCCUGGACCUGGAGAAGAAGGUGGAAUCUCUCCUGGACGAGAUCAACUUCCUUAGGAAGGUGCACGAAGAGGAGGUGGUCGAGUUGACGGAUAUGAUCCAGGCUGCCCAGGUGUCUGUGGAGAUGGAGGUGGCCAAGCCGGAUCUCACCUCCGCCCUCAAAGAGAUUCGCGGCCAGUACGAGUCCAUGGCGUCCAAGAACCUCCAGUCCGCCGAGGAGUGGUACAAGUCCAAGUUCGCCGAUCUUUCCGAGCAAGCUACCCGGAGUAACGAUGCCAUCCGCGCCAGCAGGGAGGAAGUGAACGAGUUCAGGAGGCAGCUGCAGUCCAAGACCAUCGAGAUAGAGAGUCUGAGGGGCACAAACGAGUCUCUGGACAAGCAACUGCGGGAGAUGGAGGACAGGCACAAUAUGGAGAUUGGAAACUACCAGGAGAGCAUGGCAGAGCUGGAGAAUGACCUGAGGGCCACUAAGAGUGAGAUGGCCCGUCACCUGAGGGAGUACCAGGAUCUGCUGAAUGUCAAGAUGGCACUGGAUAUUGAAAUUGCAGCUUACAGGAAGCUGCUGGAAGGUGAGGAAACCCGCAUAGGGACAGGGAUCACCUAUCCCAGCCCCUCCAUAAGCACCGGUGGUGGGCAGAGCUACAACUACCAGACCCGCAUGUACACCAGCUCCGGCAAGGUCUCCAAGAAGGAAGGCAAGGAGGAGGAGCAGCAGCAGAGCAAGGCUGGAGCCAAGGUCUCCCAGCGUGAAGUUUACGAGGAGACGGUCACCACCAAGAAGAUGGAGAACCAGCAAGUCUCCGGCGAUAUUCCCACCAAUCAGAAAAACUAAGAGCCUACUGUAAGCCUGUUCUUGACCCCCAAAAACCUCCCUUUAUCCUGCAAACCCCUCUCCUCUGUCUUCAUCUCUCAUCCUAAAAUGAACCCUGAGCCUUUACACUUAAAACACUUGUGGAGAUCUAAGAUGGUGCCUCUGGUUUGCCUUCUUAGAAACACAGUAAGAUUGUUUUGUAACAUCUGAAAUAUCAUGUGUUGGAUGUCCACAAGUGAGCAGAGUGAAGGAUCUAGAGGUUUGUUUUAUGUUGGCUUCCCCCUCUGUCCCCCACGGAUGUUCCCCAAAGGAAAUUGAUUGUAACUCUACUGUAACAAUCACUAUUACAAACCACAGUUCUCUCUCGUUCUCCUUCACACACUCAACGUCUAUAACAAUAAAAGCACUUAGGUAGCACAUCUUACAGAACUACGGUCUAUCACAGUACAAUAAUCAACUGCUCUUUCACAUUUUGAGCUAAUGUUGCAACAAUAAUCAAAAAAUCAUACCAAAAGAAAAGAUAAUAACUCUGGUCAUACACUAAUACCACAAGCUGUGAGUUACUCUCAACACAUUCCAAGGGAAGCAUGUGUAUGUGAGUGUUACUGUGCGCACUUAAAGGACAAAAGAUUCAAAACACAUCAGCUGGUGUGGGUUGCUUUUUUUGAAUCCACUUAUACAAUACAAAUUCAAUUAUUCCUGACAUAAUACCGACAGUCCAGUAAGGAAGCACACCGUUUACAAUGGAAAGAAACCAGCUAGAAUAAUAUGUGAUAGCAUUUUACUGAGCCGUUUACUAGAAAUCGUGGCUAACACCGAUACUGUUGAAUAUUUUCAGUCUCUUAAGUAAAAACAGAGUUGUUAAACUGCUUUAAUCUCUUCUUGCACAAUUUUCCCGAUCACAGUCAUAGCACCAGUUGUUCGACUGUGGUCUAAUCAGCUCUGCAUGACAACAGUUUGGAUGAGGAUGAACAACCUCAGUCGAGCACUGACCCUCGUUACGUCUCAGUGAUGUCAUUAUCAAAAGUUGAGCAUUGUAGCUAUUUAAAUUAGAGUAAGACUUGAAGCAAACAAGAAAACGAGUGUAUUAAUCAAACAUAAUUUGCAUGGUGUAUGUAGAUAUCAUGCUUGCAUGGAAUCCAUCAACUCCAUCAUUCAAAUAUAAAGGAAGGUCCACGCCUUCCUUUUCACCAUUAGACCAUGCUGAGCAUCAUCAUGCACAACACUCAUUUAUGACUGUAAUACAGAUGUGCUUGUUAGCCUGUAGGCUAGAUUUGAGACUACUGUUAUAACUCGUAGGAUGUGACUUAGAUAGGCUGCAGAUCUCUACUGUCGAUGCUGUUAAGAUAAGGAGGAAAGAUUGUCUUUAUGGCACUUAUAUAGGAAUGUCAAAACUACCUAAUUUGGUAACGAUGAACAGUUUGCACAAUGUGCUACAGAGGGAUUCAGGGAAAAAGGAUGGUUAAGCAAGAAUGUUGUAGAGAAGGCAAAAUGCAGCUAGAGAUUUGUCUCUUGAUACAGUUAGUCAGUUAGAGACUGUGUGUAUCCCAUGUGCCAUCAACGACGCUUGAAGUGCAUUUGAGUCCCAGAAUCCACAACCAUAGCACUCAGUGUGAAAAAAAAACAUGCCGACAACACUCAAAAAUACAUCAGAAGUUCAGUCGAACCUACCACUUGACCUCUCUCUUCUUAAGUGUGGCCAUGACUGAAUAAAAUGUCUGUUGUAGUAUGACCUCACCACUAGAAAUCCUUCUGUAUGAGAGACUUGUAGCUACUUUCUCUGCUUGUGCACUGCCAGCUUUAACACAGCUAUCUUAUUCUUCUGCUGCUUGCCAUGGUGACCCACGCCUUGACAAGCUGCGCUUACACUACGACUGAAAACAAACAAAAAAAAACCUACUGAUUGUACGGCAGACUGUUUUGGAUCGGGUUGUUUUACUUGAGGCUUGUGAUAAGUAUCUUAGUACUGUAGCAAGUGUGUUUGUAUCUCUACACAGUGGCCUAUCAUAACUGGAAUAUUUUUGGGAGUGAGUCAGCAAAUCUGACACUUGAGCAGGCAUUUUUGGUUUAUGGAGGCAUCCAGUUUAAAGCAGAAGGAAAAUAACAGAUGCACAAAUACGUAUACAUGUACGCAUGCAGCAUUUAUACAGCUAUAAUAAUGGAUAAAUGGUUCAUGGUUGCAAAGGUCAGGCCUUUAUCUUCACACUGUAAACCAAAAGAGUUUUCAUGGGUGUCUGAAAAAAAAAUGUCACUACUACAAUUCCUUCUACAGCACUGCCAAACUUUUCUAAGUGCACAUGCAACAUCACUUCAUGGACAAGAUUUUUUUUCGACAAUAUGGUGCAUCACAAAUCCAAAAAUCAACAAUCAAGACUUAGCCAUAGAGCAAAUACUGUAGGAUGUAAAAUGCCUUAAAACACCAGCAGCUUCUUUUCUGGCCAUGGCUGUGAUGUGUAUGAUUCUGUUCAGUGGGGUGUUUAAUCAUUAUUAUAUCUUUAUUAGCGUUUAACUAGAGCUACCAUGACUACAAAAGCUUAGGGAUUGAAUGUAGUUGACAUGCUAUUCUCUUUACUGUUAUAACUAUUUAUGUAUUGCUGUAUGGCACCAUAUCAAUAAAGACUUGACAUUAUCGAGGCUGCA
Messenger RNA from Thunnus maccoyii (southern bluefin tuna), 6431 nucleotides. It is a transcript of the gene inab, whose product is annotated as internexin neuronal intermediate filament protein, alpha b. Gene Ontology annotation, molecular function: structural constituent of postsynaptic intermediate filament cytoskeleton. Gene Ontology annotation, cellular component: cytoplasm; intermediate filament; postsynaptic intermediate filament cytoskeleton. NCBI's taxonomy places the organism in Eukaryota, Metazoa, Chordata, Actinopteri, Scombriformes, Scombridae. The coding region runs from base 2370 to 3812 and encodes 480 amino acids. Gene Ontology annotation, biological process: intermediate filament organization. The record is from RefSeq and is a predicted model, not a curated record. The transcript has 3 exons.